GCCCGCCGCCCGCGCGCGCCGGAACUGCAUUUCCCAUAGGUCGGAGCGGCGCCGCCGUGCGCGCCCGGGACACCCGAGCCCCGCCUAGGCCUCGGGGCCAGGCCCCCUCCCGACUGUCUCGCCCGCACCCCCACCCGGCCGUAGCGCCCCGGCCGAGCCGCAGAAUCUUUGAGCGGCGGCAGCGGCGCGGGCGGGAUGGCGAACCUGGGCCGCUUGCUGUGCGUGCUGGGCCUGCUGCUGUGCGGGCCCACGAGCCCCGGGCUGUCCAGACCCAACAAACACGGCCCCAAGAAGCCCAUCAUCGGAAUAUUAAUGCAAAAAUGCCAGUCUAAGGCAAUGAAAGAGCUGGGAAAAUACUACAUUGCUGCAUCCUAUGUGAAGUAUUUAGAGUCUGCGGGUGCAAGAGUCGUACCCAUAAGGGUUGAUCUUACACGUACAGAGUAUGCAGAACUUUUCAAAUCUAUUAAUGGAAUCCUUUUCCCUGGAGGAAGUGCUAGCAUAACACAUUCAGAGUAUUCCCAUGUGUCUAAAAUAUUUUACAACAAGGCCAUAAAGAGUUUUGAUGAUGGAGACUAUUUUCCUGUAUGGGGAACAUGCCUUGGAUUUGAGGAGCUCUCCGUUCUCGUUAGUGGGGAGCGCUUGAUGACUCUCACAGACACUGUCUCAGUGUCAUUGCCGUUGAACUUCACUGAUGAUAUACUCAAGGGCAGAAUGUUCCAGAAUUUUCCUGUUGAACUAAUUGUGUCAUUAGCACUAGAACCUCUGACUGCAAACUUUCACAAAUGGAGUCUCUCUGUGAAGAACUUUACACAAAACGAAAAGUUAAAGAAAUUUUUCAGUGUAUUAACAACAAAUACUGAUGGCAAGACUGAGUUCAUUUCAUCUAUGGAAGGAUCUAAGUAUCCAGUAUAUGCUGUCCAGUGGCAUCCUGAGAAAGCACCGUAUGAGUGGAAGGAAUUGAAAGGCAUUUCCCAUGCACCAAAUUCUGUGAAGACUGCAUUUUAUCUAGCAGAAUUUUUUGUUUCUGAAGCUCGGAAAAACAAUCAUCACUAUGAGUCCCAAAUUAAGGAGGAGGAGUCCUUGAUUUAUCAGUUCUCUCCAGUUUAUACUGGAAACAUUUCUUCAUUUCAGCAAUGUUACAUGUUUGACUGAAAGUCUUCAAUUUGGAAACGGAGCAACUUUGAGUAAUUCUGUGAUUCAACUGCUGAUUCACUCUUCAAGGCAGUACGAGAAGGCUACAUGAUUCCUUUUCUAUGUACCUGGUUCUGACUCUUCAUUUAGUAUAUGAUUAUUUUUAUUACAUUUGAUAAUUCAACAGUGAGAAAGAUAAAUGAUCAUAGUGUUUUCCUGGAAAAAUCCUGUGUCUGAAGAUUAAGAAAUAUAGAUGUAUUGAAAAUACA
This is a messenger RNA of Nannospalax galili (Upper Galilee mountains blind mole rat), 1400 nucleotides long. It is a transcript of the gene Ggh, whose product is annotated as gamma-glutamyl hydrolase. The transcript is spliced from 9 exons. The record is from RefSeq and is a predicted model, not a curated record. Gene Ontology annotation, molecular function: gamma-glutamyl-peptidase activity. The coding region runs from base 196 to 1152 and encodes 318 amino acids. Gene Ontology annotation, cellular component: vacuole. NCBI's taxonomy places the organism in Eukaryota, Metazoa, Chordata, Mammalia, Rodentia, Spalacidae. Gene Ontology annotation, biological process: tetrahydrofolylpolyglutamate metabolic process.